Molecule: messenger RNA, 4242 nt
Organism: Aspergillus welwitschiae
Lineage: Eukaryota; Fungi; Ascomycota; Eurotiomycetes; Eurotiales; Aspergillaceae
Exons: 8
Coding region: 1-4242 (1413 amino acids)
Source: RefSeq, a predicted model, not a curated record
AUGCUCGCUCCGGGCUCUGGGAAUGUGAGUCUCAGAACUGUCAGUUCUAAUCGACCACAAUUAAUGCACACCCAGUCUCAACAGUCCAUCGCCGCCUCCGACGACUACUACUCUUUCUCAAGUCCAUCCUCAAGUGCAAGAUCCCGAGCCAGUGGGAGUCGACUCACCGUGGCGCGGUAUGCGACACCGAACUCUCAUCCUCCGUCCCGAACACCGUCUCCUAGCAUCUCUCGGACGCAUCUAGCCUCGCAGCCGGCUGGUGCACGGUCGGAACAUUCCUUAAACGUUCCGAGUGAGAACAGGAAUUUUGUUACACCCCCUUCUCAGACAAUACGUGCAGUCGAAGAGGAAGAUCCUGAGCCCAGCCCCAUGUCAGAUACCACGAGUCGCCGGGAACUCAGUGACAGCUAUGCUGGGCGGCCGCCUACUCCUGGGGUGGAUGACUCGCCAUACAUUCAUUUUGCCAUCAGCCAGCUUACGCGUGAUGAGGAAGUUGCUGGGCCCAGACGGCGAAGCUCGCUCGCCAGUAAUGACAGUCCUCUCGAGCCACUGCUUUGGGAUGAAGGAUUGGGCUGCUUCAUUCGCUCGCCUGGACAACCGGCAACCCCGCCAGCACGGCAACCGCAACAAUCAUCCGACUCUAUCGGGAGGGCGCCCCAAAGCUCGGUAGAUCCAGAAUCGUUCGUCGCGGUGGAACCUCCGCAUGACAGCCUGCUGUACCCACCGUUGGACUAUGUGCCUAUAGUAUUACGGUCAUGGCCUCUGGCUGCCAUAAUUAUCUGUUGCCUGCUUAUGAUUGCUGGACUGAGCUUCUGCAAUGUAUGGUCGCGGCGGCAUGACGGGCUUUGGGACUAUACGGGACUAGGGGGAUCCCACUACUUUGUGAUGCAAUUCCUACCGCAAAUCUUGGGCAUGGUCAUUACUAUCUGGACCUUCGUGAUCCAAGCGGCAGUGUAUAGAAUAAUGCCGUUUGCCAUCAUGGCUUCAGAGCGGCCGCUCGGCCACGUCCUUCAGAGCCUGCCUAUCCUAUCACGGAACUUCCUGGUACCGGACUUCUCCUACUUUCGGCAUGGCGAGGGCAUAGUCGGUUUCUCUUUGUUCACCAUGUGGUUGUCAAACCUGAUCACACUACCACUGCUAAGUUGCCUCUUCCAGGCUAAGUGGUACUUGAUCGAUGGACAAGGGACGUGGCGGUGGGCCUCGGUUUCGGCGGUUGGAUGGACCCUGGUGGCCAUCUAUGCGUUGUUGACUAUUGGCCUGCUCCUGCUCAUGUUUCGUUUUGUACGCACAUGGUCGGGAUUGAUGUGGGACCCUGUGAGUCUCGCCGACCUAAUUUCAAUCAUCCAGCGAUCGAACAUCUUGCACGACUUUGAACAAUCGGAGACUCUGCCGAAUGUCGGCGAGUCGCUCGACCCGCGAUUCCUCCGAUUGGGCUACUGGAAACUAUCAAACCGUGCGGAUAUAUUCUAUGGAAUUGGCGAGGCGGAUGCACCGGUUCGGACGCCGUCAUUACACCGAAAGGAGAAGAACCUUCAGAUGCAGUCACAUGGCCUGUCAAGGGUAUCAUUUGACAUUGAGCAGCAUGGUCUCGCACAGAAGGAAGAGUACUACCAGCAUCUAUACUCACCCGCUAUCCGCUAUCGUUGGAUCCCAUGGUUUCUUCGCGACGGCUUUGUCGUUCUAUGGACGUUAAUCAUUUGCGCCUUGUUUAUUGCAUUCGUGUUGGUCAGCUUCAUCCACGGUGCGAUCAAAGACGGAUUCCCUCCGCGUUUGCCAACACUGCCAUCUACUGGUGCAUUUUCCUCUUCCAACUUUUGCUAUAGCUUCGUUCCUGCUUUCAUUGGGAAUGUCCUCUUCCUAGCAUGGCAGCCGAUCGACGUCUAUUUCCGUGCGUUGCAGCCUUUUGCAGCUCUAGCUUCCCCGACCGGUGCUCGAGCAGAGCAGAGCCUUUUGUUGUCAUACCCGUCCUGCUUUCCCUUCCAGGUGACGCUAGUGGCAAUUUUGAACAAGCAUUACAAAGUGGCCUGGAUUUCAUUUAUGAGUACGGUGUCUGCGGCGAUUCCUAUCCUGGCCGGAGGGAUGUUUAUUGCCUUGUACCAUCCGUCUGACGGGACGAUCCUGAUCUCUGCUCUGAUGCCUGCGUUCUAUGCUAUUGUGGCCUUCUGUGCACUAUACAUGGUGUCUUUCCUGUGCAUUUGGCCCCGUCGCUGCCGCCGCCUGCCACAUGACAUUAGCACUUUGGCUGAUCAGAUGAGCUUUCUAUACCAAAGCCCACUGCUCGCCGAUAAAAUCCUGCGCGAGCCUCGGAGCAAGGCGGAUCUGGUCACUCGAUUGGUCGUCGCGCCUCCUGGAGAUCGGGAGCAUUCUAUGUACGGCUUUGGCAUCUAUGAGGUCCCAAGAGGGUUGGCUCUACCAACUGACGAUACUGUGACUGCGAUGUUCUUCAAUUCGUACAUCUACUCGCCUAGAGAUCCGUUGAUUUUGCGGGGUUUCAUGGAUAUCCUGCCUGAUGUCUUCUGCUAUACUCAGCCUGACUCUCACUUGCAUGUCGGCACUUUGGCCGUGUCGUACUUUUCUGUGGCUGCUUGGACGGGGAAUCGCUCUUUUCUUCAGUCAGCGCAGCAGUUGUUUGUGAAGGCUAUCGCCAAGACUAGGGAAGCGUUACAGGGUGACAUUACUCAUAAUGUGGAUGAUAUUCUGAUGACAAUUCUUCUGUUGUCUACUUAUGAGGAGUUCUGCGCUAUCAAAGAAAAUAGACCGUCAAGAAGGACCCAUUUGCGAGGUGCUGUUGCUCUGGUGAACAGCAAACGGCCUGAGCAGCGAUCGUCUAUUAUAUCAUUGAUCUUAGAGAAUGCGGUUCAGGUACAGCUGAUCAAAUCAUCAAAAGGUCUGGCCUAUCCCACAAUGCAGACGCCAAAUCAAUGGCCCCCGUCUGCACCAGUUCCACAGUCAGCAUCGUCACAGCUAUUAACGAUCACCUCCGAGCUGGUCAGUCUCCGACAAGCAUGGGAUAGAUUCAACGAAGAAGGGACAAACCAUGUCCAUGACAUCCAGGAGAUCCUCUCACGGGCCUACAGCCUGGACGCGAACCUAGAAGCUUGGAAAUACGCACUCCCCGAACACUGGAAACCAUUGCCUGCGGUCUAUGUUCCCCAGUCCGUGCGGGAAGCCGGCAUGUACAAAAACCGCUGCGACUGCUACACCGACCUCUGGAUGGCAGGGACAUGGAACUUUUACCGGGAUUCCCGGAUAGUCGUCCAAAAUAUCAUACUUCGCUGUUUGCGGAUCCUACCGGAUGGUGUGAUGCUGGAGCAUAUACAGGAGACUAUUAACCUGAUUGAGACUCUUGCUCUGGAUAUCUGCGCCACCGUGCCGUACAUCCUUGGCAGCCAGACGAUGUCAGUGCAUGUUAGUGGACAAAAGAUCGAGUAUCCGGAAGCCGAUGGACGACGGGCGACGACGCCUCAUUAUCCGACUGCUGCGCUUGUGGGGGGAUGGAUGGUAUCGUCUCACUUGUCGAAUCUAGAAUUGCUGUGCCUGAGUGAGGAGAUGAAUACAUGGAUUCGGGCGCAGAAGGAGCGAUCAGACAGACUCAUCAUUACCUCUACAGGACAUAAACCAACACUGUCCAAUCUCAUACCAUUACUCUACGACGAAUUCGACCCCCCGCUCCCCAAACUCUGGACACCCAAAACGAACCUCAAGCUCCUCCUCGGCGGCCUGGCCUUCUUCACAUUCAGCAUCUACAGCACGCGGCGGGCCAUGAACCGCAAGCUACUCGCCAGUAUCCCGCCGUACUACACAAGCAGCGUGUACCACAAACCGAAAGUCAGCGGCGGGGCGGAGGCAUUCGAGGCGCUGCAUCUGGCGACGAUGAACGUGCUGUCGUUCGGAAUGAUGAGUGCGGGGGGCGCGUUGUAUGCGCUGGAUAUUAAUGGGGUGGAGGAUAUGAGGAAGUUCGUGAGGAAGGGGAUGGUGGAGGGGGAUGGGGCGUUGAUGAGGGGUGAGGAUAAGGAGUUGGAGAAGGAGGUGGAGGGGUGGGUUGCGAAGGUGUUGGGGGAGAACUUCUCGUAUCGUUCUCGUGCCGUUUGCUUCGUCUUCUCCAGGAAUUCGUCGUACCGGUUGCGCGUGUUGCGGCCGGCUUCUUCUGUUGCGUCUCCCAGUUUGCUGCCCUGCGCUCCUAAGCCCACGCCCUGGGCGUAUACCUCUGUGGCUAUUGGGGCGGUCAUGCCUGUGCCUUGA